Messenger RNA from Knipowitschia caucasica, 984 nucleotides. The record is from the annotation of a GenBank genome assembly. NCBI's taxonomy places the organism in Eukaryota, Metazoa, Chordata, Actinopteri, Gobiiformes, Gobiidae.
AUGAAUGGCAUUCAACAAUACACAAAAGAUGGAUAUGAGAGAGCAUCGAGACACUUUGACUCUCAUGAUUUGGACUUAUCAGUUGUGGGAAGAUCCUUCAUGGUGACAGGAGCCAAUGAUGGUAUUGGUAGAGUGGUUGCCAUGGCAAUAGCAAAAAAAGGUGGUACUGUACACAUUCUGUGCAGGAACCCGGACAAAGGUGAGGAGACCAGGGCAGAUAUCAUCAGGGAAUCUGGAAAUACUGAGGUCCACGUCCACAUUGUAGACAUGUCAGAGACGCGGAAAGUGUGGGAGUUUGGAGACACAUUUAGGAAGCAAUACACAGCUCUUAAUGUUUUAAUACACAAUGUAGGAUGCAAGUUGCAGAAAAGGGAACUGAAUGAUGGACUGGAAAAGAGUUUUGCCACCAACACAAUGGCGGUUUAUGUGCUCACUCGGACACUCUUACCCCUUCUGCAAAAGAGCAGGGAUCCAAGAGUGAUCACUGUGUCCUCAGGCGCUAUGCUUGCUCAAAAACUUAAAGUUUACGACUUGCAGUCAGAGAAAAGUGACUUUGAUGGAGUUCUAGUGUAUGCCCAGAAUAUGAGACAGCAGGUGGUGCUAACAAAGCAGUGGGCCAAAGCCAACCCCAUCAUACACUUCUCUGUGAUGCACCCAGGCUGGGUGGAUACACCAGCCAUGUCUGCUUCAAUGCCGGAGUUCCACAAAAUGAUGGAGGGGAGGCUUCGGACGGUUGAGCAGGGAGCAGACACCGUUGUUUGGCUGGCUUUGUGCAGGGCUGCUUCAAGAAGCCGAAGUGGACUGUUCUUUCAAGAUCGUAAACCUGUACCUGUACACUUGCCUCUGGCUUGCACUCGCAGCUCUUCUGAGGAUAUUGAGAGUUUUAUGGCACAUUUGGAAGCCCUAGCUAUUACCAUACAAUCGAAAAAGCCAGAUUUACUUAGAAGUGAUUCCCCUGAUAUAACCAAUCCUGAAUUUGUUUAA